GCGAUACUGCGUUUACAAACGAUUGAACAUUGCAACACCUCUGGUACUCUGCUAUUUUGUGUCCUUCCUGACCUUUUCCACAACGAGAAUGGUGCAGCUGCACGUGAAACGUGGUGACGAGAGCCAGUUCCUGUUCAGCACGUCAGUCGACGUCCCGUUAGAAACCCUGACCCAGCAGGUCACAGCCAUCUAUAACACCAGGCUCAAAGUAGACAGGAUAUGCUCAGAGUUCCCAGAGCUGAUGGACCACGGGGUGACGCUGCCCCCCAACAUGCAGGGUCUGACGGAUGAACAGAUUGUUGACCUGAAGCUAAAGGACGAGUGGGAGGAGAGGUGUGUCCCCAGCGGAGGACCUGAAUUCAACAAGGAUGAGAUCGGAAGGAGGAACGGACACGCUCCUAACCAGAAGAUGAAGGAGGUGUUGAGGAAUACCAUGGAGGAGGCCAAGGCAGUGAUCUCUAAGAAACAGGCGGUGGCUGGUGUGUGUGUUACCAUGGAGACGGUGAAGGAGGCGCUGGACCGGCUGAGGGGCGCGGUCAUGAUCGUCUACCCAAUGGGCUUGCCGCCACACGACCCAAUCAGGAUGGAGCUGGACGACCAGGAGGACCUAUCGGGAACACAGGCAUCUCUCCAGGUGAUUCCAGUGGAGGAGGCUCAGCUGUGGUGGGCUGCUAAGGAGUUGCAUAGAGGGAAGAAACUACAGGAUUACAUCGGCAAGAACGACAAAACCAAGAUCGUAGUCAAAAUACAGAAGAGGGGCCAGGGGGCGCCAGCCAGAGAACCUGUGGUCACAGAGGAACAACAGAAACAGAUGAUGAUGCACCACUACAAGAGACAGCAGGAACUCAAGAUGCUGGACGAGGUGGAAGACGACAGUCACCUCCACUCAGACUGGUCAGACAGACAGGCCUUGAAGAGACAGUUCCAGGGCCUCAGCAACAUCAAGUGGGGUCCCAGAUAGACACACAUGCCUUUUUUUUAUUUAUUUUUAAAUACAAAUUGUAAGCUUAAGUUUACCAAAAAAAAAUUAAAUUGGUUCUGCAAUGUUG
Messenger RNA from Salmo salar (Atlantic salmon), 1049 nucleotides. RefSeq names its product cilia and flagella associated protein 298 (gene cfap298). Gene Ontology annotation, biological process: regulation of cilium movement. NCBI's taxonomy places the organism in Eukaryota, Metazoa, Chordata, Actinopteri, Salmoniformes, Salmonidae. The record is from RefSeq and is marked provisional.